AUGCCCCGUAGCCGGGACGAAAUGCAAGUAAACGUGGCGGGCCUAAGGAGGAAUAUUAAAAAUCUCGCGCACAACUAUUCCGAUGCCCAGGUUAAAGUGCGCGAGGCAACGUCCAACGACCCAUGGGGCCCAUCCAGCACGCUGAUGGCGGAGAUCGCCGACCUCACGUACAACGUGAUGGCGUUCACGGAGAUAAUGCAGAUGAUAUGGAAGCGGCUCAACGACCACGGCAAGAACUGGCGGCACGUGUACAAGGCGCUCGUGCUGAUGGAGUACCUCAUAAAAACCGGCAGCGAGAAGGUGGCGAUGCAGUGCAAGGAGAAUAUAUUCGCCAUUCACACACUGAAAGACUUCCAGUACAUGGAGGAGGGGAAGGAUCAAGGUCUUAACGUGCGCGAGAAGGCGAAGCAGCUGGUCAACCUUCUGAAGGACGAGGAGCGUCUGAAGAACGAGCGCGCCCGCGCGCUUAAAGCGAAACAGCGCUUCGCUCAGGGCGCCAGCGCUUUCGGGAGCGACGCCGCGCUGGACUCACCGUCCAGCCCCACUUACCCAGCGCUGAACAGCUCGGGCGGGGGCGGUGCGGAGUGGGGCGGGCGGGAGUCGGAGCUCGCGCGGCCGCUCACCGCCGGCGAGGAGGAGCUGCAGCUGCAGCUGGCGCUGGCGAUGUCGCGCGAGGAGGCCGAGCGCGAGGAGAGGAGGAGGCGCUCGGACGACGUGCGCCUGCAGCUCGCCAUCAGCCAGUCGCAGCACGACCUGCAGAGCGGCGUGGUGGAGAAGAAGCCGGAGUCGCAGCAGUCGCACCUCCUCGACCUGCUGGACGUGAAUCUGAGCCCUAGCGCGGCCGCGCCCGCCCCCGCGCCGCUGGACCCCUGGGGGCUGCCCUCGCCCCAGCACAACAGCCGCCAGUCACUGAAUUUGGACGUGAGCAUAUUUUCCGAUUCGAUGGACACUUCUCCGGACGCGUGGUCUGCGGUGGGCAGCCCGCCGCCGGAGCCCUGGCCCGCGCGAGCCCCGGCCGACCCCUGGGCCCCUCUGCACCAGAGCAAGUCGGUGUCUGCGGUGUCUGCGGUGUCGGGGCUGGGCGCGGGCGCGGUGUCGCCGGUGUCUGCGGUGUCGGCGCUCUCGUCGCCCAGCUCGGGCGAGCUGCAGCAGUUCGACGCGCUCUCGCAGCGGCCGCGCGCCAACCACAACCACGACGCGGACCCCUUCGACCUCUCGCUCCUCGGCGACAACCUGAGCACGCAGCCCGGCGGCGCCAAGAAGUCGCCCUCCGCCUUCCUGGGCGAGAACUCGGCGCUGGUGAACCUGGAGCGGCUGCUGCAGCCGGCGGCGGAGCCCCCCGCGCCCAACCCCUUCGCGGCGGAGCCCCACGCCCACCACGCGCCGCCCCCGGCGCGGCUGACGAUAAACGAGCUGAAGCAGCAGCAGAUGGGCCUCGGGGGGGCGCUGGCUUUCCCGCCUUCCGCCCCCGCCCCCGCCUUGGGCGCCCCGCCCGCCGUUGCGGCCCCGGGCCCCAUCGCGGCGGACCCCUGGGCGCCCGCGGCGGCGCGCUCCGCCUCGCCCUGGUCGCCGCCGCCCCAGCGCCACACGCCCAACCCCUUCCUCUCC
Molecule: messenger RNA, 1608 nt
Organism: Iphiclides podalirius (scarce swallowtail)
Lineage: Eukaryota; Metazoa; Arthropoda; Insecta; Lepidoptera; Papilionidae
Source: the annotation of a GenBank genome assembly